This is a messenger RNA of Pelagomonas calceolata, 680 nucleotides long. The record is from the annotation of a GenBank genome assembly. Lineage: Eukaryota; Pelagophyceae; Pelagomonadales; Pelagomonadaceae.
AUUCAAGACAAAAAGCGCCCGCCGGCACAGCCCAAAUAGCGUGGCUGCGCGGCGCCGGCGAGCGGGCAGCCCCGCCAUGCCGUCCCUCGAGGACGACGAGGACGCCAAGGCCGUGAAGCAGGACGACGGCGACAUCCCGCCCAUCGUCCAGAAGGUAUGUGUAUUUAUAUGUAGGCAGCCCUCAUGAUAACGUAUAGGCCAUCACCUACUGCUGGUCGAACGGCUUCUUGGACGUAUUUAGGAAGUACUUCCGGGACAACGCCGAGCCCUUCAUUGGGUACCCGCCGAAAAGGGACAUGGAAAGCGCCGAGCACACGCUCGAACAUUGGGACCUCUUCCAGACCUACCUCAAGCUGUACGAAGAUACGCUGAACGAAUGGUUGGAACGGGAAGGCGUAGAAAACGCCCAGUUUUAUAAAGAUGUCCAGCACGUCCAGGACACGACGACCGACCCAAAAGUACAAGAAUUCGUCUACUGCCUUCUUGCCAGUUGCGACUACGACUCCUUCUACAGCGUCAUGGUGAGGGAGGCCAUGAAGCUCGGCGCGUCGUCCAAGCCCAUCUUGCGGGCACCGGAGACGGCCGAGGCGAAGAACGCGGACGACGAUGGUUCAGGUGCCAAGGGCGACAAGGGGUCCAAGUAGGUCUGUUGGAGGAGCCUUUUAAUUUGCUUUGCUUAA